Diachasmimorpha longicaudata is the source of this 9438-nucleotide messenger RNA. RefSeq names its product neurexin 1 (gene Nrx-1). The transcript has 25 exons. The record is from RefSeq and is a predicted model, not a curated record. Bases 866 to 5704 code for a protein of 1612 amino acids. Lineage: Eukaryota; Metazoa; Arthropoda; Insecta; Hymenoptera; Braconidae.
UUCUUCUUGUCACCGCAGUCUAUCAACCGUUGUCGCGUACAAGAGGGAUACAAUUCCCACCUAAACAUCAAUAUCUUCAAUUUUUCACUCACAUCACAAACAUAACCCAGCAGCACCACAAUAUUAUGAACUAGCAUGAUCCUUCUUGAAAUAAUUACCCCAAAACUGCUGCUACAUCGAGACGGCGAUAGUGAGCUUUGAAGUGGAAUUUUUCCUGAAAGAAAAAAAAGUCUCCCCUAAAAUAAAACACCAACUUUCAACGAUAAAUAUGACAAUGGAGCGAUCCGUGAUGUCCGCGAUUCUGUGCUACGGUUUUAUCGUGAAAUAGUAAUGGUAAAUUAGUGAAAUAAUCAGUCACAAGUCAGUCGGUGUAUUUUAUGUUCUUCAUUAUCUCCCAACAACUCACCUAAUUUAUCUGUUUUUCUCGUGAAAGCCCGGUGAAUUGAAGUAAUGAACGUGUAGUCAUAUUGGGACAGCAGUUUUUCGUCUCAGCAUCUUCAAUCACCUCAAUAAUAACCCUCGAAUCGCAUUUCGUGGUUAGGACGGAGCGUAAUCGAGUGGUGGUAAAGUAAGUUAACCUCUCACGAGGGGAGAAAUAAAUCGAUAUUAGCAUUUAUCGUACGUCAUUUGGUCUUUGAUAAACCAUGAGACGAUUGUGGAGUACACUGAGCUGACCCAAAAUCCAAAAAAUCACAUGAAUUUUGUGCCGAUGCUAUUGCAGUGAGUAACAUUAUCGACACAAGGUGAAGACACCUUCGGUUUUCGAUUUAAUUAACGGGUGAAAAUUGAUAAAAGGAUAAUCAAUUGUGAUCAGUAGUGAUUAAGUGGAUUGAUGAAGUGAUAAUUAAUUGAUAAAUUGUUAAUCAUGAUUUCGAGAUUUUUAUUUGUCCUGUUGGUGCCAACUUGCUGGAGUUUUGUUCUGGAAGGUACAUCAUCCAGUUAUGCACAAUUUCGUAAAUGGAAUACAGCGUUGAAUGGAAGCCUUGAAUUUGAGUUUAAAACCGAACAGGGAAAUGGCUUAUUGUUGUACACGGAUGAUGGGGGAAAUAAUGAUUUUUUUGAAAUAAAAUUGGUGGAAAGUGCUCUUAGACUGAGGUACAAUCUCGGUGGUGGAGCACAAAUAGUCACCGUUGGCCAUGAUCUUGGAGAUAAUCACUGGCACAAAGUCCAGAUCACUAGGAAUAAUGAGAACACAACGCUGACAGUGGAUGGAGUUAGUUCUACGUCAAUGUCGAGGGGAAAGGAGUUUGAAUUUGGAAAAUUUGGAAGUAAUUCUGAUGUUUACAUCGGUGGAAUGCCCAGUUGGUAUAAUAGUAAGUUGACGCUUUUGGCGUUGCCCAGUGUUAUAUUUGAACCGAGAUUCAAAGGAUUCAUCAGGAAUCUUGUUUAUGCUGAUGGCGAGGAUCUUGUGACGAAGAGACAGGAAAUCAAGAAUCGGGAUACGAAGUGCGGUGUAUUUCCAUGUGUCGAUGUUAUUGGUCAACGCAAAUCCAUUAGGAGCAUACGCAACCUGAUCACAUCAAAUAGCACCGAUGCCUGUGAAACACGAGACCCAUGCCAACAUGGUGGCAUUUGCAUCUCCACAGACACUGGUCCAAUCUGCGAAUGUCGCACCGGUGACUACGAGGGUGACUUCUGUGAGAAAGAUAAGGUACCCUCGGAGGCGUCAUUCAAAGGCACCGAGUAUCUUAAGGUUGACCUUAGCAAGGGUGACCCCAUUCUCAGUAUGGAGGAGUCUGUGAGUCUUCAGUUCAAGACAAGGCAACACAAUGGACUUCUAUUCUAUUCUGGUGAAGGAGCCGAUUACCUGACAGUGUCACUGAGAGACGGAGGGGCUGCAGUCAGCAUGACAUUGGCCAAUGGUCGAUUGGAUCUUCAUAUCAAACCGAUAAGAAUACGAUUCGACGAUAAUCAGUGGCACAAAAUUAUCGUUCAGAGGCGUGUGCAGGAGAUAUCGUCCAUCACGAGAUUCUGCAAGCUAUCAGCGAUCGUGGACAGUAUUUACGCUGAGCACGCCCACACAGCUGGUUCAUUCACACGACUGCCGAGUAAGCAACUAUUAGUGGGUGGUGGUGCUGAUCCGAAAGCGUUGCAAGGUGCCAAAGGAAUCACCAACUUUGUUGGAUGUCUGCGAAAGGUUGUGUUCAAAGCUGAGGGCGUUGAGAUGGAGUUGAUUGAAGCUGCGAAAACCGGCGCCACAGGAGCGACCGCCUGGGGCAGAAUUGAUUUUCACUGUCGUGAGCCAAAGUCAGAUCCCGUCACCUUCACAACCCGUGACUCCCAUCUCAAGUCAUCUUCAUCAACGGUGAAUGCAAGGCGACUUCACGGCGCCACCGUCACCUUCACCAGCCCAGAGUCCCACCUGGUACUGCCUCCGUGGAAAGCAGCAGAAUCCGGAAGUAUAUCCUUCAAGAUACGUACAAAUGAACCUAAUGGUUUAGUGAUGUAUAGCCGCAGUGGAGCACCUGCACGACCGGAUUUGUUCGCCUUUGAAAUUCUCGACGGUCAUCUCUAUCUUCAUAUCGACCUGGGUAGCGGUCAUCUGAAAGUCCGAGCAUCAAAACGUCGUGUCGACAAUGGAACUUGGCACGACGUUGCAUUACGCAGAGUCGAUCGUAACGGCCGAGUGACUGUGGACGGGGAGACCAUUGACUUCAGUACACCUGGUGACUCAACCCAACUCGACCUCGACGGUUUACUCUACAUUGGUGGUGUUGGUGUACCCUUUGCACCUCUAACAGUACCGCCCACCCUUUGGAGUGGUGCCCUGAGGCAGGGCUACGUUGGUUGCAUGCGAGAUCUCGUUAUCAAUGGACAACCCGUUGACAUCGCUGGCUAUGCUCAACAACAAGACUCUGGUGCAGUAAGACCAGCGUGUCACGCGCAAUCCUCCCACUGUUCGUCUCAGCCGUGCAUGCACGGGGGCCAUUGUCUCGAGGGUUGGAACAGAUUUUAUUGCGAUUGUACAGCAACUGCAUUCACUGGGCCCACGUGUGGCAAAGACGCAUCGAUUCUUCAUGUGAACGGUAGCCAACAGCUGACAGCACUGAUGCCAGAAGACUCGAGAACACAGGCCGAAGAGAUCUCUAUGAGAUUCAAGACAACAAAGCCCAAGGGUCUACUAUUGGCAACAAGUCUCGAGAACAGUUCCGAUCGAUUGCAAAUAUCACUGGAACGAGGGAUUGCAAGGAUACGUGUGCACAUUGGUGGCCGAGAAAAGGUUUUAUACUCUGGACAAGGCCUCAACGAUGACAUGUGGCACAGUUUGCGGUUUUCUCGCAGAGCAACUAGUCUGAAAUUCCAAGUGGAUGAUGAUCCAGUUGUUCGAGCGGAAACACAAUUGGGCCGAGAUGCUAUAUUGGAAUUUCGCACCCUUCACGUCGGUGGUUAUCUUCAUCCUGGUGAGGAUAUGCCCCACUUCGCCGGUCAGCUACAGCAGGUCUGGGUCAACGGACAUUCGUACCUCGAGAUGGCUCGCAGUACGGGAAAUCAUCAAAGCACACAUCAGGGGGUAACGCCAAUUAUAAGAGUGACUGGUAAAUUUGGUAAACGCAAUCAUCCGGUUCUUCAUCCAGUUACUUUCACUUCGAAACAUACAUUCGUGGGAUUGCCAGUUUUAAAAGCCUAUGUUGAAACGAAUAUUUACUUCCAGUUUAAAACUAGAGAAUCAAAUGGCCUGAUUCUGUUCAACGCCGGCCGUGAGCGUGAUUUCAUAGCUGUUGAAUUGGUCAGUGGGCAUAUACAUUAUGUCUUUGAUCUCGGUGAUGGACCAAUUCGCAUCAGAGAUUCAUCAAGGUCACGUCUUAAUGAUGGAAAAUGGCAUGCCGUUAGUAUCGGUAGGCCAGCACCGAAACGACACACAUUGGCAGUUGAUGAUCACGUCAAUGCAGUUAACAGUCAAGGGAGCAAUGAAAAUCUGGACCUCGAUGGUAUACUGUACAUAGGUGGAGUGGAGAAGAGUCAGUACGCUCAAUUACCAAGUCCUAUAGUGAGUCGUCAGGGCUUUGAGGGAUGUCUAGCCUCACUUGACCUGAGUGGUGAGAGUGUUGACCUCAUGUCAGAUGCGGUUGUAACAAGUUCACUGGUGCAAUCAGGCUGUGAUGUUUACGCUAAUAUGCAUUCUGGUAAAAAAUGUACACAUGACAUUUGUGCUAAUCAUGGAGCCUGUGUGCAGCAGUGGAACAGCUAUACUUGUGACUGCGAUAUGACGAGUUUUGGUGGACCAACGUGUAAUGACGAAGCCGUUGCAUAUGAAUUUGGACCAGGGAGAGGAUUAAUUACCUAUACAUUCCCGACAGAUCGACGGCCUGAAAUGAAACGAGAUACUGUAGCUCUCGGGUUCGUUACGAGUACUAAUGACGCUGUGCUACUGAGAAUAGAAUCAGCAACGAGUAAUGAUUAUCUGGAAAUUGAAAUUGUUGAGGGAAAUGUUUUUGCCGUCUACAACAUGGGAACUAAUGAUCAUCCAAUUGGUGAAGUUGGUCUCAAGGUCAAUGACAAUCAGUAUCACGUUAUCAGAUUCACGAGGAAUGGAGCCAACAGUACAUUGCAGAUUGAUGACUACAACGUUCGCUCGAAUCAUCCGUCCGGAAAUCAGUUGACCGUAUUCAACGGCCAAUCAACGAUCCAAGUCGGAGGGAGAUGGAACAAGGGCCGAGUCGAGCGUCCAUUCCUGGGGAUUAUCUCGGGAUUAGUUGUAAAUGGAGCUAGAAUACUUGAAUUAGCAGCUGCCAGUCAGGAUAGAGUUGUAAUUACUAUUAGGGGAGAUGUACAGCCAUUACCACCCGGCAGCUUAUUAGAUAGAACAGCACCACUUCAACGCAUGCAGCAGACACCCGCAUCCGGUUUACCAGGUAUCAUGGACGAUCUUAUAUAUUCGGGAGCGGGGAGUGGAUGCGCUGGUGAUGAUGAGGAUGAAGAUUGCACACCAAUUUAUGAUAAGAAUUCAGAUGAUUUGAUAACUCCAGUGUACGUUGCACCCACGAGAUUGCCACCAACAAUCAAACCAAGUAAAGAAAAUAUUCAGGAACGUCCAUCCUGCGACGACGAGGAGGACUGCGAAGAGGGCUCGGGCGAUCCUGGCACCACCGAAGAAGUAAUCGUAACUUCAGUCACUGAUUCAAGCUCGGUGACAUAUACAACCCAGCGUGAACCCUCUACGAGCCAUACGAGUACACAAGCAUCAACAGGCUCAACAUCAGUAUCUCGUGGUACGAUAUCCACAUUUACCCAGUACAAUGCGUCCAGUGCGGAUACUGACUCUACGCACAGCAGCACAACUGUAACGCAGCGAACGACCAGUGCAACAACUCACACAACAACGACAACAAGAAUGACAGAUCCACCUCCACCACCCUAUCAUCCCGAUAUCUACACCCCAGGGCCCCCAAUACCAAAAAAUCCACCGACUGUGCCGAGUAUUCACACAGAAGCAGCAAAACACACCGCCCUAAUAAUUGUCAUAAUAGCUGGUGCAUUGAUAGCAAUAAUUCUAAUAAUUCUGCUAAUUUUAAAAUUCAAAAAUCGUCCGGACACACAUUACAAAGUUGACGAAACAAAGAAUUUCUGUCAAGAUCCAAAUGCAGCGCUCCUGGGUGCUGCUGGCUCAGAUCAGCAGUACAAUGGUGCCUUGAAAGCUGGAACAAAUGGAAGUAAAAACGGUAAAAAACGUGAAAUGAAGGACAUCAAAGAGUGGUAUGUCUAAAGUAUUAAUUAUAACCGAUGAGAUCGCUAAUGGACGGGCGAUCAAAAUCCAACGAGAUGAAUCAGGAAAAUAGCACACGUAUUACAACGUAGAAUUAUUUAGUGGAGCUUAUCGAAGUGGAUCGUCCGCCGUCCAUUAGAAAACAAAAUAUCGAGUUGAUGAAGCAAGACUGACUGUGUUAAAAAAAAAAAGUACGUGAAUCCCCAAAAAUAACAGGGGAAAUAAAUCGAUAACAUUUCGAUUUGAGUACGUGAAAUUUUUAUUUUGUGUGAGAGUUGUGCGAGUGACUGGAAUUAUUAUUUUAAAGCGAUAAUGAUGAUGAUGAUGAUGACAAUGAAUACGUGUAUAUGAAAAACGAGGGAUUAAUAUGUCAACCUACUUGAAUUGUUUAUUGAAAGCAAUACAGUGAGAAUCCAUGAUGAUGACGAACGAAAGUAAAUAAUUACAGUAUGCGUUUACUAAUUUAAGUGACUAUGCUAAUAACUUAUUGUUGUAUAGAAGAAAUAUAAAUAUAUAUAAAUGAUUAUAACUUAUGUUAUAUGUGUAAAUUGUUUAUUAAAUUCAUAGGAAAUUUAUUAUUGAGGGACGGUGGGAUAAGUAAGAGACAUUUGCGCAGAAUGCACUGAGGAACAGGGAAAACAUAAAUUUGAGAAUUUUCGUCAAGUUUUUGGAGGGAUGAGGCACAUGAAUUGAUUGGGGUAUAGACUUCUUUCUAUCAUUUUCGUUUAGUAUUUUGGGGGGCGGGGGGAAUUAGAGAUUAUUUCGGCAUGUAACACAUGCUUGAGACACGAACACAGGGUUUGGAACUCAGUAUUGCCAAUAAUUAGUUGAUAACGUGUUGAUAUGUGAAUGAAAUUAUUCAUUUUGUCAAUAAUAGUCACUAACGCUGAUACUACGGAAAAAUUCAGGUGAAUUGGAUUGUACCUAGGCUCAGCAGAAAUUGUAUUUCACUUGGAUUUUGUGUACAUUUCUCAGAUACUAACAUAUUCCUGGAUGAAACCAAAAUUUGUCUGUGUGUCCGACAAGGAGCUGCCUAAACAUCUUAGUUUUUAGGCUUUUGCGACCAUAAUUUAUGACAGUAUUAGCUGCAGAUGGACAACAGCUCUGAAGAUGCAUCCACAAGCUAGUACUGUCAACUGCCUGAACAUUUUAAUUGAUAUUUAAAAUUCAGACAAAUUUUCAGUUUCUUCAGACUUGUUUUAGUGUCUGAAAAAUGUUCAUAAAUCGGGUGCAAAUUGACAUAUUUGUUUUUGCUGUUUGAAGUGGCAAUAUUAUCAGUUUAGUUAUGCUGAAUCAGCAAUCCAACCAUGUCGAAACUGACAAUUUUUAUCUCAAUUUCUUUUUUGAGAAGGUGACGUUUCGAUAAAAAUAAAAUGAAGGGAACAUACAGAACAUAUAGAAAAUUUUUAAUUUAUGGCAUCGUUUUUUCAAUGGCUAGUUUUCGUUAAAGCAUUUUAAUACCUCAGUAUUGAUGUGGAGUUUCAAACAAUAAAAUCGUUUUUAACAUUUGAAGAACAUGAACCAAGCUUAUGGGGGAAUCAUUUCUUUAACUGACAAUGAAGCAAUAGAAUUCUCGGGCUUAAAAUUGUCAUCAAAUAUUGAUAACUGAGUAGAAUCAAUUUUGGUGCUAAUUAAUGUUUGUCUCUGGCUGUAGUUUGACGAUUAUUAUUCUUGUCGCAAUGUGAAUCAUUCGAAAUGAAAAUCAUACUUUAUCUCCCAAUUGAGUAAUUUUCAUUAAAUUUUUGAUUAGCAGUAACUGAAACCUACUUGGAAAAAAUAUUUUUAGUACAUCAUUAGGAAGCUAAAUAUUUUCGUUGAAAAAAAAUCCGGAAAAUGAAUAAUUGAAGAUAUGAUGAGUGUAAGCUUCCCCAUGUGCCAAUAUUUAAUUGAAUAUUCACUCAUUUGAGUAAUAAUUGCAUUAAUAAUAGCGAUUCUAAAUCAUUACUAUCCCAAGUUUAUGUAAAAAAAUAACAGCAGCCCAUCGAUAGCAAAAUGCAAACUUUAGUUCGCCCAAAAUUCUUUUUAUAUUGUUGAUUUUGUUUUCAAAAAUUGUGUAUUAACCACAUUUUGCUUCGGAGUUUGGUAAUGAAGGGUUAAAAUCCUCUUUCUUAAAAAAAAUAUUCUGUAUGAUGACUCAUAUUGAUGAGAUUUUCAUGUUCUUUGAGUGAUACAAGCGCUAAUGAGGGAAAUAAUUUUUUACUACAAAACUAUCUCUUUUCAGAAAAUAAUUCCUCUCAAUCAUUCGUAUUUGUCAUUUUUUUUAAUUUUAAGUCUUUUAUCCAAUCAGAUCUUCUUUGUAAAAACAAAUCGAGAUAGAAAUCUUCAACGGUUUUUUUCGCGCUGAUUCGUUGAUUUGCUUUUUCGCGCUGAUUUCGUACACUUAUUAAAAUGUAAUAAUUUUGGGUAACCAGUGGUUUGAGGAAAUAUCGUAAAGUAUUCCCUCAAAGUACCUCUCAUCAACAUUAUUACACUAGAAAAACCUGAAUUUUCGUUUUUACGGCUCCUGGGACAAUUCAACGCGAGACAAAAAUCAGACGUGAAUUAAUGAUUUAAUAAGGUAUAUUUCUAGAGUUGUUAUCAGUUAUUGUGGGUAAUGUUCGAAUGAAUGAGUGGCAAAUUUUCGUUGAAACAAUUUACGAUAAACGGCAAAAAAAAAAUCAAUUGCGGUGAUGAUUGCUCACGAGAGUGAAAUCAAAGGGCAAUAACCGCUAAGUGGAGUUCUAAUUCAUUUAAAAUAAUGAAAAACAGGUGCUACAUUACUCUCUAAAAUUUUUCGCGACUACUUAUUCAUUUUUCAUCUUACUCUACAUUUCAAAGAACAAUUUCAUUGAGAUUAUCUCUUCUUCAGCAUUUCUUCGAAUUUCAUAAUUUUAAAGAAUUGAAAAUGGGAUUAACAAUUAACACUCGUUCUAAAGAACUGCACUUAGAAUUUUUAUCUAUAUAAAUAUCUGUAAAAAGUAUAUUUGCUAUGAACACACAUAUCCCACAAUGUUUUUUUUUUGUGAAAUUAUGCUUAGGGAGAUCAUUCUGAGUCCCUGCAAAGUCUUCUCAAUGUGUUCGUUGAGGGCUCAAAUAUCUAAGAAACUCGAACGAAGUAGAUGAAAUAUGAAAAACAAUUUAAAGUGCCGACUAUUUAAAUGUCCCCAAAUUAAUUGAGGAAUUUCCGGGGAGUAGCUCUGCAGUGAAGAAUAAUAUUUUGGGGCUCUUUUUAGUACAACAAUUUCCACCCACCGUCGAUCAGAUCGAUAAACAUGAUCGAUCCAAUGAAUCGUUUGCAUUAGGAAAAAUCCCCGAGAGUCACACUGCUGAGAGACGUUCCCAGUAAAUAUUAAAAUUCCAUGAGUUUAUCAUUUCUAAGUGCACGCGAAAUAAUUCACAAGGUUUUCUCAAAUCAAUGUCAACAUUUGCGUAAUUACGUGGCUAACUUAAUGAGGAAAAAAAAAAAACAUAUAACGUAGGGCAGUUUCAACGAUAUCGUUGAAUAGUGGAAUUUGACGUAGUAAAACCCAAAGUAAACAUAUUUAAAUUGCAAAUAAAAACGAAUAUUUACGCAUAUCGUUUACACUGCCCCCUACCUCUUAUCUGCAUAUCCUUCAAUGUACUGAAUGAACUAAUGUUUAUACUUAAGCUAUUUAAUUAACACUUCUAUACCAAAGUUAAUCUACAAGCGAAAUUAAAUAAGGGAAUAUUUUAAAAAAAGUGAAUGCAAAAAAAAACCAACAAAAAAAUUGUUA